Molecule: messenger RNA, 1827 nt
Organism: Diospyros lotus (date-plum)
Lineage: Eukaryota; Viridiplantae; Streptophyta; Magnoliopsida; Ericales; Ebenaceae
Exons: 3
Coding region: 85-1608 (507 amino acids)
Source: RefSeq, a predicted model, not a curated record
CGUUGGCGUGGGUGGGUAUUAGACAAACCGGGUUUCGUCUUCGGACCGUCCUGCGACGUCUUGUACCCAAGAAUUCACGGAAAAAUGGGAUCGAAACGGCCUUUUGAUGAAGAGACUUUUCUGGUGUUUCCCCUCAAGCAUCCAAGACAAUUUGAAUGUGAAAUCAAGUUUCCUCCAGGUGGAAGUGAGGACGACAUAAAAUUUCAAUCCAGUGAUCAACAUGUAUAUGAGAAUGGAAAUGUAAUCUCAUCUUUGAUGGAUAAGGGAUUUGAGAUUAGUGCUCCCUUGUCAUGCUUCCCUAUCAGUGCCACUGAUGAAAAUGCUAGAUGUGGUGCUGCAGUUAGCUCCUCUGUUCCUGAAUAUUUUGAAUUUUCUCACCCGAGGAGAUCAGAAAUUCAGUUUGAGUAUACAUAUUCAUCAGGGCUGAAUGGUUAUCCUCGAAAGCAAAUUCCUGUUGGACCCAAUCAUCAAGCUGAAAUUCCAGUAUGGAAGCAAAUGGAGGAGAAACAUUCACCAGGUCCUGAUUGCAAUGUUGAGCGUUUUGGAGAAAAACUUAUUGGGGAUUGCCUCUUUCCGAUGCCUGAUUCAGAGUUAUCUGCUCAUAGUGAUCUCAGGGCUGGAGAUGGUAGAAAAGACUGUCUAUGCACUGAUCAGGGUUCUGUUCGAUGUACAAAACAACAUGUCAAGGAAGCACGGAACAGGAUUAGAGAAACUCUUGGACGUGAGAAAUUUGUGCAGUUGGGAUUUUGUGAUAUGGGAGAGGAAGUAUCACAAAGAUGGACUGAAGAAGAGGGACGGGUCUUCCAUGAAGUUGUUUACUCUAAUCCUGUGUCACAUCGUAUGAAUUUUUGGGAGUGUCUCUCUCUAGAGUUCCCAUCUCGAUCAAAAGGGGAACUUGUUAACUAUUAUUAUAAUGUUUUUAUGCUUCGGAGGCGAGCUGUUCAGAACAGAUCUAACUUCCUAGAUAUAAACAGUGAUGAUGAUGAUUGGCAGGGAAUUAAUACAGGUCCCAUAGAAGUUAUGGAAGCAGAUAAAGAUUCUGUGAUUCAGCCUCUUCUUAAUCAAGGCGUUCAAGUAGACCAUGAAGAUGAUUCCACCGAUGAUGACAAUGAUAGUUACGGUGAUGAUGAUGAUGAUGAUGGUGAUGCAAGUGACAAUUAUGGCUGUGAUAGAGAUUAUGAUGAUGGAAAUGAAGGAAAUACAACAGGCAGCAAUGGUGGAAGAAAUCUUCUGUCAAAAGCAAAACUCGGCUGGUCACUCGAAGAUGGUUAUUCCAAGUUGGUAUCUAGUCACGUGGGCAAGAUCUUAGGGAAUGAUGGGGGUACAGUUACUGCUCCAAAUGGUUCAGCAGAUACAAGUGCUGCUGGACAAGAGAAUGCAUUAAAUAAUGGAUGUAAUGAGUAUGCUCGCGGUAACAAUGAUGAGUUUAUUGAUAACCUGGGCACAGAUUAUUUGAAUGAACUAUGCGAUGCUAAAAUCUGGGAUGCCAAGUGCCCAAAGAGUCAAGUUGAAGGCCUUGAUCUUCUGUCGACAGGGAAUGUGAUUGAAGAGAUCUUUGGUCCGUCCACUCUGAACAGUAAGUUGAGUGACGUGAAAUCUCUUAGCUGAUGGCUCUUCAGAUGAUCUUUCCUAAUUCACAGUUGCCAUGGUUGUGGACUUGGUCAAGAAUCAAUUAUCCGAUAAGAUUAUCUUCUUUCAACUCAUAAGGGCCUCCUAUUUUCCCCUGUAAAGUCAUUUCACUGAAUUUAAGUUUACAUGUUUUGAGACACUUCAUAUGGAAUCUAUUAGGUACUUGUUUCAUGCACAAUUCCAAUGGGGGUUGAGACC